This is a messenger RNA of Rhipicephalus sanguineus (brown dog tick), 1053 nucleotides long. Its product is annotated as neprilysin-1. The transcript is spliced from 3 exons. Gene Ontology annotation, molecular function: metalloendopeptidase activity. The record is from RefSeq and is a predicted model, not a curated record. NCBI's taxonomy places the organism in Eukaryota, Metazoa, Arthropoda, Arachnida, Ixodida, Ixodidae. The annotation marks the transcript as partial. Gene Ontology annotation, cellular component: plasma membrane. Gene Ontology annotation, biological process: protein processing.
AUGACAGAGCCCGUCCUGACGAUCAACGGCAGCGGCUUGCUUCUCAAAGCGGUGCUCGACAAUGCCAAGCGGUCCAGCUACGUCGACCUGGUGCUGCACACGGGCUGGAUGACGUUCUACAAUAUGCGUGCGGUGGUGUCGGCCUCGCUCCUGGACUGCACGGAUGGAGGCGGCAUUCAGUCACAGAUACAGUCCGCAACUCAGUGCUUGGAAAACAUGGCCCAGGUUUCCACGUAUGCCUUGGUUCGGCUGAUCGUGGACAGCCUGGAUCUGCAGCCACAAGUGAAUGCUACUCUGCGCACCUGGAUGGCGGUGAAGGAGGCCACGAGGGCCAACUUCCCCAAACUGCGCUGGAUGGAUCAGUCGACAGCCGCUGGCGCCAUCCAUCACGUCGACAGUCUGAUCACCGUACUAACCAUGCCGGAACACCUGAAGAGUGACGAGGCACUCGAGAAAUUCUACGUCUUUUUGGACCAGAACGUGACGCAGCCGUUCGUAGUGUGGCUAUACAACACGUACCAACGGCGCCUUCAGGAGCAGAAGCGUCUUAUGAAAGAAGACCCGGCAGUUCCCGUUGAUCGCGAGGACAUUGUGUUCAGUCCUUCCGAUGUGAAUGCGUUUUACGCGCCCCUGUUCCACCUAAUGGUCAUCUUGCCGGGUAUCAUGAACGCACCGUUCGUCCCGAGCACCGAGCCACCGGCGGUCGUAACAGGCGGCGUCGGAAAACUCUUGGGACACGAACUGUCGCACGCCUUCGACCCGCGGUUCAGCACCCUGACUAGGACCGGGGACAAGAUAACGAACGUGCUCACCGAAACGUUCGCCGACACGGCCGGGACGGAGAAGGCUCGGCUGGCGUUCGGUUCGAUGGAACUGACCGACGGAAUCCUUGGUUACACGCCGGAGCAGUCGUUCUACGUGGCCAGCUGCUUCCUCUUCUGCUCAGAGGGCGCGUACACUUGGAAAAAGACUGGGUUAUACCCGCCUAUGAUGCUGCGCUGUAACCUGCCUGUGCAUAACCAGGAGAGGUUUGCGGAGGCGUUCAGCUGUCCU